GAGGAGGCUAACAUAGUCUCCCAUGGAAAAGCUCUCCAUAGUGUUGGAGGAGCCACUGAGACAAUUCUCUUCUGUGUCCUCACCAGCCACCUGGGAUAAUGGUGGGACACGUGUGUGCAAAAGCAUAGUUAAUACUGCACAGAUGCUGACUUCUCAAAACUACUGUAUUCUCUUGAAACUAUUUUCAACAAAUAAUAGCAUGUGGAUGUAUUUUAAUUAUUUUACAGGUGCAGUGGUCCAGUUGCAAUAUUUUCUCAACUCAAGAUCAUGCUGCUGCAGCUAUUGCCAAAACAGGGAUUCCUGUGUUUGCAUGGAAGGGGGAAACAGAUGAGGAAUACAUAUGGUGUAUUGAGCAGACCUUGUAUUUCAAGGAUGGUCAGCCUCUGAACAUGAUUCUCGAUGAUGGUGGAGACCUCACCAGCUUGGUCCAUACCAAAUAUCCACAGCUCUUGAAAGGAAUCAAAGGAAUAUCUGAAGAAACAACCACUGGAGUCCAUAACCUCUAUAAAAUGCAUGCCAAUGGAACCCUGAAGUUGCCAGCUAUUAAUGUUAAUGACUCUGUCACCAAGAGUAAAUUUGACAAUCUCUAUGGGUGCCGAGAAUCCCUCAUCGAUGGAAUUAAACGUGCCACGGAUGUCAUGAUUGCAGGCAAAGUGGCUGUUGUGGCAGGCUAUGGUGAUGUUGGCAAAGGCUGCGCUCAAGCCUUGAGAAACUUUGGAGCCCGGGUCAUAAUCACAGAAAUUGAUCCAAUCAAUGCCCUGCAAGCAGCCAUGGAAGGUUAUGAAGUUACAACAAUGGAAGAAGCCUGUAAAGAAGGCAACAUAUUUGUUACCACCACUGGAUGCUCUGAUAUUGUGCAGGGCAGGCAUUUUGAGCAGAUGAAAGAUGAUUCCAUUGUGUGUAACAUUGGGCACUUUGAUGUGGAAAUUGACGUGAAAUGGCUGAAUGACAAUGCUGUGGAGACUGUGAACAUUAAACCUCAGGUAAGUAAGCUAUAUUGGGAUCUUGUUAUCUACCAUCAAGGGAUUUAUUUUUGUGAGGACAGAAGACGAACAGUUGGUAAAAAAAGAACUACAUUCCUUUGACAGCAUGUCUCUGCCAACUGGAGAAUUGAUGCCAUUGCCACUUCUUUGGUUUGCAUCUGUCACCAGGUCAUUGUCAGAACUCCAAAGCCAAUUACUAAUCAAUAUUCACAUUCACUGUAGUUGCUGCUCAUAUUAUUGUGUAAUUUGCUUUAACUGUAGUUCUGUCUGCUUUACUUGGGGGGAGGGUGCUAGCUAGCUGGUGCUUGGGAAUGAUUGCGGGCUAGGAUUGGAAUGUACUGUUUAAUUAGCUGGAGACAUCUGUGAAGCUUGUCCAAGGUCAGGUUGGCUUCUCAGGCUUAGCUGGCCUGGGAAGCAAGGGGGAGGAAUUGGGCAGGAAAAAAGGGUGGGUGUUGUGUGCUUUUAACUUAGGGUUUGAGGCUUGGCUGUUAGAUUUCACAAAAAAGUCUGUCUAGUCACAUCUGUCUGUAUUUCAAUAAACUU
Molecule: messenger RNA, 1526 nt
Organism: Sceloporus undulatus (fence lizard)
Lineage: Eukaryota; Metazoa; Chordata; Lepidosauria; Squamata; Phrynosomatidae
Gene: AHCY
Product: adenosylhomocysteinase
Exons: 6
Coding region: 390-1085 (231 amino acids)
Biological process (GO): L-methionine cycle
Cellular component (GO): cytosol
Molecular function (GO): adenosylhomocysteinase activity
Source: RefSeq, a predicted model, not a curated record